CUGAUGAUGGAUUAAUUUUAACGGCAUUUCCAAAUACACACUCAUAAAAGCUUUUUUCUGCUUUACAAUGGCUUCUCCUCUACUUUGAUCGCAACUCUCUUUACUCAGAACAGCAAAAGAACCUCAAAUUCUAACAAUGGAAGGUCAAUAUGCACAGCAACCUCGCACUUAUGGACCGCACCAGAUGAAAAUGACGAUUCAGCCCUCGCAGCACUCUGACAAUGACCGGAGCAGUAGCGAGCUCCGUGCACUAGAUUGUAAUCUCUCUUCCCUCUGUGACCACAUCCAGAUGGAGGGCUUUAAUUCCGGCUCCUUCUCCGAUGUCGUCGUUCACGCUAUGGGCUCCACCUACCACCUCCAUCGUCUCAUCCUCUCUCGCAGUUCAUAUUUCAGGAACAUGCUACAUGGUCCUUGGAAAGAAGCUAGUUCUCCUGUUGUGAACUUGCAUGUGGAUGAUAAGAAUGUUAAUGGGGAGGCAAUAACUAUGGCUUUGGCUUAUCUUUAUGGGCAUCACCCCAAGUUUAAUGAUAACAACGCGUUUCGUGUCUUGGCUGCUGCUUCCUUUCUUGACCUUCAGGAUUUGUGUGCUAUAUGCACAGACUUCAUUAUAUCUGAACUGUGGACUUCUAACUUCUUGGCAUAUCAGGUAUUUGCAGAGAGCCAAGAUUAUGGUUUACAUGGAGAGCGUGUAAGAAAUGCUUGCUGGGGCUACCUUUGUCAGAGUGGUGCCAUGGAAUUGAAAGAGGUGCUUCCCAAGCUUUCUUCUCAAACUCUGCAUGCAUUACUGACCUCAGAUGAAUUAUGGGUACCUAGUGAAGAGAAACGGUUUGAAUUGGCACUAUACACACUUCUUGCAAAAGGUGCUCUUUGCAAGACAGAACAUGCUGAGCAAGGAAAUUCUACUCCAGAGAUGGAUGUGGGUAUUCAUUCUGACUCCUCCAAAGCAAAAGGAAAAAAUUUGGUCGAUAAUUGCCCUAGAAAGAGGACAGAAUCAGAGCUAGGACAAUGUUUAAAAGAUGAGCUAAAAGGCCAAAGCAUGAUUCAUGGUCAUAUGGUUGAACUUAUUGAUUCCAUGGAUGACUACCAAGUAGUAGUUUCUGAUUCCAAACAGCCAAAUUUGGACACUGUACAUCCUCAUGGUGUGGAACAAUCUUCAUCAUUGUGUAGCAAGUUCUCAGAAAUGAAUGGAAAUAGAACCUCAUGUUGUUAUGGUGAAAUGCCAAUCGGUGUUGGAGCAAGUGGACUAGGGACCAGUGGGUUGGCCGUGGAGGGGCCAUCUGAAGCAGGCUCAUACAAUUUGAAUAACAACAAUUGGGUUUCAGGUGAUCAAUCUAGGCAUUGCACAUCAAUGGAACAGUCUUGCGAUGGAAUCAUACUCAAUGAUUGGGGAAGAUGCAGUGUGACUCCUCUUUCAUGGGGCGGAAGAGUUGUGGGAAGAAGACAGGUAAAAAGUUAUGCUAAAGGGAAUUUUGUGGUCCAUGGCGAGGACUAUGAUACUUUUGUCAAUAUAUUUGAAGGGGGUUCACUUUUAUAUUGUAACAUGUCUUUUGAGGCACUUUUGAAUGUGAGAAAACAGCUUGAAGAAUUGGGUCUUCCUUGCAAAGCUGUGAAUGAUGGUCUUUGGCUUCAGAUGCUUUUAAGUCAAAGGGUGCAAGAAAUUGGUUUAGAUACCUGUAAAGUUUGCUGCUUUGCAAGUAUGGCAUGCACUUGCAGGCAACCAUUUGGCUUUUCACAAGGAGUUACCACAACAGGUUAUUACAUGCAAGAGCAUGAGCACAAUAAUUCUCCUGGUAGCACAGGAAAUAUAUAUGUUGCUGAUUCUGCUCAAGGUGAGGGUAGUGGCCUACUUAGACCAGUACGAGUGCAUGUUAGGGGACCUAUUGAUGGUCUUGCUGGUAUUGGACGUGGAACUACAUUUGUUCCAACUGCUGCAUGGCCUCCUACACGUUUUGUCUUUUCCCGUGUGCCCUUUAAUAUUGGCAACAGAAAUUGCCAGCAAUCUAUUGCUAAUGAAGAUUCAGAGAGUAGAACUGAUCACAAUGGAGAUCUAUCAGUAGACGGGUUGACUGCCGCUUUGGUUGGUUUAAGCCAAGGAGUUAGCAACACCACAAAUGUUCAUGGAGAGCAUACGGAGAGAGGGUAUGAGACUGAACUGCAAGGAAGAUUGUCUGGAAUGUCUAUUUCAGCACCAAGUACAAGUGGUAUUGCCGUCCAGAUGCUUGAUUCACCAGAACACGCUAUUGGAAUUGACUGGGAGAACACAAACAGUUCCUCUAUAUCUUUAGAUAUGAAAACCCCUUUAAGCCAUUUUCCUCCAUUCCGUUUUGGGGUUGAAUUUGAGGAUGUGCACAGGCUCAGUGAUGGCCAAGUCAAGCACUCUCCAGAAUAUUUUUAUGCUGGUUCUUUGUGGAAGGUUAGUGUUCAGGCGUUUAACGAUGAAGAUCCUCAAGGACGCAGGACCCUUGGAUUGUUUCUUCACCGACGCAAGGCAGAGAUUACUGACUCGCUUAGAAAGGUCCAUAUGUAUGUGGACUCUCGUGAAAAGGUCACUGCUCGUUAUCAGCUCAUAUGCCCAUCAAAGAGAGAAGUUAUGGUGUUUGGAAGCUUUAAACAGCGGGGAACUCUUUUACCGAAAGCUCCUAAGGGAUGGGGCUGGCGUACUGCUUUGCUAUUUGAUGAGCUUGCGGAACUUCUCCAAAAUGGGACUUUGCGAGUGGCUGCUGUAGUGCAGCUUGUGUAAAUUUUAAAAGGUAUACCCAAGUUCUCUGCAGGGAAAAGUGGCACCUGAGUUCUUAGCAGCUAUAAGAAGGUUGAUUCUCUAAAGCAAGUUCAAAUUGGUCUCCAGUGCUGUUUCAGAUGUAAACCAUGGAGUACCCUUGCAUUCAUUGCUUCCUAUUCCUAAAAAUUUUAUUGAUAUAUUCUGAGUCGCAUCAUGCAAUGCCAUUUUUAAUUAUAGAAGAUGCUCUGCUACCAGGGAUCAAGCUGAACUGAACUGAAUGGUUGAGCUCUGGUGGUUGGAUUUUCAAGAGAGGAGGCCUUACUGACAUUUUUAGUUUCCAUCGUGUGUAUUUAUUAUAGAAACAAAAUAUAUGUGAAUAGAUUAUGUUCUGCAUAUAUCAAAGCCAUCACUGGUUCUGCAAGCUUACAUAGUGUUGGACUGUGUAUUGUCUCUGUUUUAUGAAAAUGUUCACAGUUUAUGACAAUGUGUAGACGGAGCUCAACACAAACGCGAAAUUCACUCACUGUUUGCAGAAAUUGGAACCGUCGAGUGUCGCCUUAAGUUUGAAACCAUUGCUGUAAUAUAAAUAGAGAAAAUUAUGAUUUUGUUCUUAUA
This is a messenger RNA of Jatropha curcas, 3334 nucleotides long. RefSeq names its product BTB/POZ domain-containing protein. Gene Ontology annotation, molecular function: protein binding. Lineage: Eukaryota; Viridiplantae; Streptophyta; Magnoliopsida; Malpighiales; Euphorbiaceae. The record is from RefSeq and is a predicted model, not a curated record.